CUCUUUUCCCUUUUUUUUUUCUUUCUUUCUUCACCAAUCACUAAUCGCUGUUCACUCUACUCUCUCUUCUGCCUCUUCCCUUCUAACUGGACAUUGUAAGAAGAACUAAACUUACUAGAACUAGAGAAGCAUGCAAUCAAAUUCCAAAAGUGCAAAUUGUGGGGAAGCCAGAACUUAUAAUGUUCCAAAUUCCACUGUAGAACCUUGGUGGAAUACUGCUGGCAAUAAUCCUGUUUCUCUUGGAUUGAUGCGGGGAAGUGCAUCAGAUUCACCAUCACCCGAACAAGCUGUGGAUGGCCGAUCACAAUCUGAUGGUGGAUCCAACGAGGAAGAUGACGAUGCUCCUGAAAAAUCACAAAGUACCAUACCUAAGCAUUCAGAAUUAGAUGGGAGUUAUGCACAAGUAGAUCAGAAUUUACAGCCAAUGGCAUCAACCAUACCUCCAAAGGGUGAUGGGAGCCUAACACAACCCCCACAGCUUAAACUUGUUGCGCACUCCAUGGUGUGUGCUCCAAAUCUGUAUGUUGACCCAUACUAUGGGGGAAUACUGGCACCUUUUGGUCAGCCUAUGGUCCCUCCUCAUGUACUUGAUAUGCAUCAUCCGAGGAUGCCUUUGCCCCAUGAAAUGGCUCAAGAGCCUGUUUAUGUCAAUGCCAAGCAGUAUCAUGGUAUUCUGCGACGAAGAGAGUCACGUGCGAAAGCAGAACUUGAAAAGAAGCUUAUAAAAGUGAGAAAGCCGUAUCUUCACGAGUCGAGACAUCAGCAUGCCUUGAAAAGGGCAAGAGCUUCUGGAGGGCGUUUUGCUAAAAAGUCAGAUGCUGGUACUUCUAAGGAAGACGGAUCUGGUUCUGCUGUGUCUGUGCAUUCAUCAGGUUCUGAACCUUUGCUGUCCAACGCUGUUGAUGUUCCAGAGUGGCGUCAGCAUUCUUAUUCGAAUGGUAAAGGUUAUGGAAAACAAAGCAGCUUUCAGGAAUCGAAAUAUCAGGCCCAGUCUGCCCAGGUAGGGGAAGGAGGUUCUUCCGGCCAGCGAUGGUAGAAACAUCACAUCUUAACAAGGUUUUCGCUGUUUAGUGAAGCUUUAGUACCUCUGACCAUAUCAGCAGUUAUAUGUUUCACUCUUGGCUGGUCCAAGCCUGGUGGCAAUUCAUCCUUGGCUUUUUAUUUCAAUGUUAUGGAAAAGAGGGGCCAUGCGCCUAGUAGAUUCGGUUCUUCCUUUCUGUACAGAAAAAAUGGACUAGGACUAGAGUUGAAACGGAAGAAUUCAGUAAGCAUAUGGCUAGCUUGUUAGUGUAAUUUAGAGGGGUGUAAACUGUAAAGUUAUAGGUAUGCUGUAGACUUGUCCCAUUUCCUCUUAGGGAGAUGAAAAGUUUGUAGGUAGGUUGUAUACUUGUCAACAUUUCCUUUGUGCUGCUGUAUUUUAGGAUCUUGAUUUUGUGGAACUACGAAUUUGUUGUUUAAUUCGAUGACAGUGGUAGUGUCUUUCUGGGCUA
Solanum dulcamara is the source of this 1490-nucleotide messenger RNA. Its product is annotated as nuclear transcription factor Y subunit A-1-like. Gene Ontology annotation, biological process: regulation of transcription by RNA polymerase II. Gene Ontology annotation, molecular function: DNA-binding transcription factor activity, RNA polymerase II-specific; RNA polymerase II cis-regulatory region sequence-specific DNA binding. The record is from RefSeq and is a predicted model, not a curated record. Lineage: Eukaryota; Viridiplantae; Streptophyta; Magnoliopsida; Solanales; Solanaceae. The coding region runs from base 131 to 1036 and encodes 301 amino acids. Gene Ontology annotation, cellular component: CCAAT-binding factor complex. The transcript is spliced from 6 exons.